Messenger RNA from Alosa sapidissima (American shad), 2114 nucleotides. It is a transcript of the gene tmem198ab, whose product is annotated as transmembrane protein 198b. Gene Ontology annotation, cellular component: plasma membrane; cytoplasmic vesicle. Gene Ontology annotation, biological process: positive regulation of canonical Wnt signaling pathway. The record is from RefSeq and is a predicted model, not a curated record. NCBI's taxonomy places the organism in Eukaryota, Metazoa, Chordata, Actinopteri, Clupeiformes, Clupeidae.
GGCUCGCUUGUCGGUCAGAGCGCGCCUGCCUCGCGCGCGUGCGCUCGCUUGCCCUAAAAUCGCUCUGCGCGUCCCCGCUCGUCGCUCUGAAAUGGUUCGCUCCACAGCAACCGAGGGGACGUAAAAAAACGUAUACUUAUCCGGGGAUCUACCAAAACGACAGGACAGGCUAACCCGGGUACAUUUAGAUCGGAAUAGGAUGUCAACAAUUAUUAUCGAUCGGCUAUGCGCAGUCAGGCUCAUACACAAAGAGAUAUGCUGCUCGGUGCAGUCGUUCACCAGCUGCCUCAGCUAUUAAACAUAAUUACAGCGGCACUGUAAUCAUUGCCAGGAGUGGGACGCGACUGAGUGGGUGUCCGUACGUGGCACGCUUAUAGACGCACCGCAGCAGGAUCACACCGAGGCAAAUCGCUGUGGUCUGCAACCCCGCCGUGCGUGCGUACACUGCGUGGACAACAUUAGCAUCGGGCAUCAGCGCCGGAUGGGGCGAUCAUAGGACGCGAAACAGGCGACUGGCUGGGGUUGCGAGAGAUGCUGCUCACCGACGCGCCUUCCUGGAUCGUGCGACUCAGCACAGGAGGCAGCCGAAGGACACAGAACUAUUGCGAGGGUGUAUGUUGUGGGACUGGUGACAUCCCAUAAUAUCCCUGCUGGCCCCCAUCCCUCGCCCCCCCGCCCCAUCCCCCCCCGCUGAACCCCUACUGCAACUACUGCCAGUUUCACUCUCACUCUCCACGACCUGGUCACCAUGACGACGACCUUGCAGACGCUGCUGGCCUCUAAGUUGGACCCGCCCUCCCAGGACGUGGGCUCCGAGCGAUUGGACGGCUGUGAGGAUGGGGGCCGGCGCUAUGAGGUUGUGCCCUCGGUGGUCUGCUCCAUGUGCUGCCUCUUCGGCAUCAUCUACUGCUUCUUCGGCUACCGCUGCUUCAAGGCGGUGAUGUUCCUGACGGGUCUGAUGUUCGGCUCGGUCAUCAUCUUCAUGCUCUGCUACAAGGAGCGCGUGCUGGACACGCAGCUGAGCGUGGAGGCGUCGGUGGGCAUCGGUCUGGGCAUCGGCACGCUGUGCGGCCUGGUCACCAUGCUGGUGCGCAGCGUGGGGCUCUUCAUGGUGGGGCUGCUGCUGGGGCUGCUCUGUGGCGUGGGCACGCUGGCAGGCAUGGAGGAGCUGUCGGCGGCGCCGCCGCGCACCGUCUGGGUCCCGCUGGGCGUCCUCCUCGGCCUGGGCAUGCUCUUCGCUGUGCUGACCCUCCAGUGGCAACGCUGCUUCGUCACGCUGUCCACCGCCGUCUUCGGCGCGGCGGUCAUCGUGGUAGCCGUGGACUACUUCGUGGAGGUGUUCGCACUGGUGCGCUACGUGCUGGAGCGGGUCAAGGCCUCGCCGCGUACCCGGCCCGUCUGCUGGGUCACCUGGGUGGUGCUGGGCACCUGGCCGGCCCUCGCCCUGCUGGGGGUGCUGGUCCAGUGGAGGGUCACGGCCGAGGGAUACUCACACACUAAAGUGGUCAUCAGCAGGCAGCAGAGACGUGUCCAGCUGAUGCGUAUCCGCCAGAAGGAGGAUCGGCGUGAGAGCGGACGCAAGAAGAAGAGGAAGCAGCCGCCCAAUCAUCCUCAUCCUCACACACACACACACCCGCCCAAAGCCAUGCACCCCGAGCCCGCCUACCGACGCAAGCCGCAGCCCAUACGCCGCUACGACGGGGACGUGCUCUCGCCUAGUUACAUCCAGAGUUUCCGAGACAGGCAGGUGGAGGCGCGGGCGUACCCAGUGGGGCGGCUUCAGGAGGGACACACCUCCGUGGACAUGGACUACGACUGCGGCUCCACCGUGCCCUUGACCUCUGCCGCUGCCGCUGCGGUCGCUGCCGGACCCUCCAACCUCCGCAUCUGACCUCUGACCCCUCAACUCUGACCUGAGGUCACGCCUAGCAUCAGAGCUGCAUAGGGGUGGAGGCUGGCUUAGGCUGGCUGGCUGGUGUGUGUGUGUGUGAUGUGUGAGUGUCAACACUGGAUCAGGGAUGCCUCGAGCAGCGGUUCAAAACUUUCACUCAAACAAAAACUGCAUACACACAUGCAUACAAACACAUACAGACAUGUGGACUCUCACACACACA